AUGGCUACCUGCGAACAAUUUGUGUUGAUGGUCCGUGGACAGCGGCUACCGUUCUCCGGCGCUGGUGAAGAUGCCGAGUCUAACGAGUUUAUCUUCGGCGGACUGCACAGGAUCGGAAAAAGAGCCGUCACCCGAGCCGAGUCAUGGGCAUUACGGCUACAGCCGUACAAUUUUGAAGUAUGCAGUAUUCCAGGGGAAACUAACGUAGCGGAUGCGUUGUCGAGAUUGGUCAAACAGUCCCAAGCAACUGAGUCUUUCGAUGAUAAAGCAGACGAGAAACAUUUGCUGUACUACAUCGACACGGGUGCAAUGGAGAUCUGUUGGAACGAGAUAGAGCUCUUCUCGGAAGACGAUCAGGAAUUGACGAGAGUCAGGAGUGCAAUUGAAGCAGAUCAAUGGGAAACUGGAUUAAGAAAGUAUGAAUCUGAGGCAAAAGAAUUAACAGUCAUGGGAAGCAUGGUAUUCAAAGGUGAUAAAGUUGUUCUUCCUGAAGCCUUGAGGACUAAGGCCAUUAAGUCCGCGCAUCAGGGCCACAUGGGAAUUGGAUCGACCAAGAGAAUCCUACGGCAGCAUUUCUGGUGGCCAGGCAUAAGUACAGCUGCGGAGGCGUACAUCAAAAACUGCGAAACCUGCCUAUUGCUUUCAAAAAAGAAUCCACCGCUUCCUUUGACCAGUAGAGUACUCCCGAACGGUCCAUGGGAGGUACUACAAAUUGAUUUUUUUACUGAUAACCAGUUUGGAUUCGGAGAAUUUCUUGUGGUAGUAGACACCUACUCCCGUUAUUUGCACGUCUUGGAAAUGCGCCACAUAGAUGCUGACUCCACCAUCGACGCCCUCAACAAAAUAUUCGCUGUUUGGGGCUACCCGCUAGUUCUACAAAGCGACAACGGUCCUCCUUUCCAGAGCGACAGAUUCGUGGAGACCUGGGAGAAUAGGGGCGUGAAGAUUCGAAAGUCCAUCCCCCUAAGCCCGCAAUCGAAUGGCGCUGUUGAGCGCCAGAACGAAGGAAUUAAGAAAGCGCUGGCAGCCUCAAGAUUAGAUAAUACCAACUGGAAAAUUGCUCUGAACAACUAUGUCCAUAUGCACAACAAAAUUCGCCCCCUCACAAGACUCGGAGUAACCCCAUUCGAGCUACUCGUGGGCUGGAAACAUAGGGGUACUUUUCCUGCCCUGUGGAAAACCGAUAACCAUAAUAUAGUCGACCGUGACGAUAUUAGGGAGAAAGAUGCAUUUUCAAAGCUCGACAGUAAGAAACAUGCGGAUUUUCGGAGGGGAGCAAAGUUUUCCGAUCUCACAGUUGGUGACAAGGUGGUCCUGGCACAUAUGAAACGGAGCAAAUCAGAUCCUACUUUUGGAUCAGAAAAGUUUACGGUCAUAGCUCGAGAUGGGGCCAAAUUAGUCGUUCAAAGCGACCGCGGCGUCAUAUAUUCUCGAAAUGUAGCAGACGCCAAAAGGGCAAUCGAUAACUGCGAUAUCUCUGAAGAACAAAGCUCACGAAACCAAAAUGUAAUGGAGAGAAACGAAACUCAUGUACCUGAUGAACUGUACCCAGAUCGAGUGAACAUCCGUGACGGAUUACAAGAGCAGACCGAACAUAGCGAAACCAGCUGUUCUAAUAAUGCGAAAUCCUCUUCCAAACAAGGAAUACAGAAACGGCUCGAAAAUGAGAACUCCACUAGACAGCACCCCAGACGAGAGAGAAGAAUUCCGACAAAGCUAAAAGAUAUGGUUUUGUUCAACAUAUAUGAAUAAAGAGUAGAGGUGGGAUGAAUUGUAGGGAUUGGAUCAGUAUGAACAUAAUAAUAAUAAUAAUAAUAAUAAUAAAAAUAAUGAACAGUGAAACAUGAACUUAUAACUUGGUUUUA
Messenger RNA from Aedes albopictus (Asian tiger mosquito), 1865 nucleotides. RefSeq lists its product as uncharacterized. NCBI's taxonomy places the organism in Eukaryota, Metazoa, Arthropoda, Insecta, Diptera, Culicidae. The record is from RefSeq and is a predicted model, not a curated record. Gene Ontology annotation, biological process: DNA integration. Gene Ontology annotation, molecular function: nucleic acid binding. The transcript has 4 exons. The coding region runs from base 1 to 1752 and encodes 583 amino acids.